GCGUUGUUACUCAGCCAUCCCCAUUCCCACGCCUGCGGCUGCGGAGGGGGAACCCUGGAAAGAAAGCAGCCCGGACCCGCCAGCCAGAGGGGCCACGUCCCGAGAGCAGCUCUGAAAUGGAGAAUGGCACCGAUCCUGUCUGCGUUGCAAAUGAGCCUCCGUAUUCUCACAAGGUUCUAGGAAGCCUUGAUUUAACAGGUAUGUUCCUCUUUGCCAUCUUGACUCUAAUGACACUAUUAGCCAACCUGGUGUUUGUAGAGGAAGUGUUCUAUAUCUACAGGAAAACCACCGCUUCUAAAAGGACGAUUCUUAUUUGGAUAAAUGCAGCAGCUCCGGUGAUAGCUACUACAUCAUGCAUUGGGAUGUGGAUUCCUCGCUCAACAAUGUUUACAGAUUUCACUGCAGCAGUUUUUUUUGCCAUUGUGAUCCACAAGUUCUUGCUGAUGAUGAUUAAAGAGUGUGGAGGUAAAAAGUUAUUUCUCAAGCGAUUUGAAAAUGAUCGUUUCAAGAUCAGCACAGGUCCCUGCUGCUGCUAUUGCCUUUGUCUCCCUUACGUACGCAUCACUAGACGAAACCUAUUUCUCUUGAAGUUGGGGACCUUUCAAUUGGCUUUCCUUCGACCUGUGCUAAUGUUUCUGUCAAUAGUGCUUUGGACCAAUGGGAACUACAGCCUUUCUGAUUUAAGUCCUAAUGGAGCUGCAAUAUGGAUUAACUGCUUUGUCGGUGUCCUUACAAUCAUUGCUCUAUGGCCAAUUGGAAUCAUGUUUCAACAAGUUCGAGUUCUCCUUAACUGCAAGAAGAUCAUCCCUAAGUUUGUACUUUAUGAGUUUGUCCUCAUUUUGAGCCAACUACAGGCAGCCAUCAUCAACAUCCUGGCUUUGAAAGGAGUUAUUUCCUGUGCACCACCUCUGCCUUCUCAAGCAAGAGGAGCAUAUAUGAACCAACAGCUCCUCAUAAUGGAAAUGUUUCUGAUAACACUGAUCUCAAGGGUGGUGUAUAGGAAAAGAUAUGAUGAUCUGGACCUUCCAGAGUGCACUGACCAGGAAACUCAGGACAACAACCAGAACACCAAGGUCAACCUAAAUGGCAAAGCUCUGGAAGAUGGAAUCCAAAAUGUUUAGAAGAUGGAUGAGCAGUCUUGUGAGAGCUGGGACAAUACCUGUAGCCCAGCUCAACUUGCCCAUGGCAAGACUCUGACUAAUAUAUAUGCUUUACUUGAGGAGACACGCAGUGCAAUAUUUGUGUCCUUAUACGGCAAAUACCAGCUAUCCAAGCUGGAACAACUUCUGGUAUAAAUUUGUGUGAUCUGGACAGAAAGUACCAAAAAGUGGGAGGAUAAACCUCCUUUAUUUUCCAGAGAUACAGACAUGGACCAAGAGUUUUCAGUGUCCAUGUAAUUGCAUGUAGUUGUCAGAUAGUUUGAAUCCUAUCAUCUUGUUUGAACCUUGUGGUGUAAAUGUGAAUUGAUAUGAUACAGAAUUGAACACAUUAUGGUGUUUAUACAAUGUGACAAGAUCCAUGAACCUAGCCUCACUCUCUUUUUUUAUCUUUAUUGUGUUUUUCUAAUUUUAGGUAGCCACUGCCACAGUUGGAGCUCUCUACGUCUUCCAACACCUCAGGUGCCCACACUCUCUUUGUUCAAAUCCCUCCUCAACACUCAUAUUUUCCACCAAGCCCACAACAGUUAACCUACCUCAGUAAAUAUCUCCUCACAAACCCCACAAAGCCUGCUUGUC
Messenger RNA from Pelodiscus sinensis (Chinese soft-shelled turtle), 1736 nucleotides. RefSeq names its product organic solute transporter subunit alpha-like. Lineage: Eukaryota; Metazoa; Chordata; Testudines; Trionychidae. The record is from RefSeq and is a predicted model, not a curated record.